Labrus bergylta (ballan wrasse) is the source of this 2104-nucleotide messenger RNA. RefSeq names its product centromere protein Q (gene cenpq). The record is from RefSeq and is a predicted model, not a curated record. Gene Ontology annotation, cellular component: nucleus. NCBI's taxonomy places the organism in Eukaryota, Metazoa, Chordata, Actinopteri, Labriformes, Labridae.
UAGGACUCAUGACUCUGACUGCUGAGAGUCGUUCUUACCCUGGGUUUAAUCUCUCAGACAUGAAGCCCGUACGAGGCUCUACUCGAGCUGUAUCAAAAACACGUAACAUAAAAAACAAGACGAAACAAGCAACCGAGCGCCAGGACCCAGAGCCCUUUGGAAAGAGGGUUAACCCAAAGCAGGCAAAGACGAGGAAAGUUGAACAGCCUCUAAACAGAUACAAAGGUCAGGACAAGUGGAAGCUGAUGACAGGGUCCUCCAUCUCUACUCUGGAGAACAUGUUGGAUUUAUCAAUCCUCGCAACGCUUGCCUUGAAGAGGACGGAAAAGACAGAGAGCCAGGAACAUCUGAACACGAUGAAAAGCAGGUUCCUUGCACAGUGUGCACAGCUCAAAGUUCCAGUGAACAAACAAAAAGGUUUUGAGCGUCCAUAUCAUCGACACCAGGAGGAGUCAAAGAAGUCUGUGGUUGGAAAGCAGACUCUAAGCAGCCUGGAGGAAGACUUGAAGGCUGUGGUCAGCGCUCUGGAGAGGAAAGAAGAGCAGACAGUCUCUUUAGAGCACACAUGCAGCAUGCUGAGAGACCAGGUGGAGGAGGAGGAGGAGAAAGCAAAAGAGAUUUUACAGAUAACUGAACAAACAGUUCUCAACCUCCCCCGUCUUCCCAUGCAGAAAGAGGAAAAAGCAGUCGAGGCUUGGAGGAGAAAAAUGAUCCCAGAGGGCGAGCCUGAGACCACUGAACAGAACUUUGAGAAAAUCCUUCAGAAAUCAACCGCCAUCCAGGAUGCCGAGGUUCUGCAGCUACAGACACACAAACAAGCUGAUCAGUUGAUCAGGCUGUUGAAAUAUUACUAUACCUGGUUUGGACUGGAGCCUUGCCAAAUCACUCCUCAUAUAGAUUUAAAAAAAUAAAAUCUACAUAUGUAAGAGGUGUUUACACACAGUUUGGGGUUUUGGUAUAUGGGAAUAUAUUUGUCAGUAUACUUGAGUUCCACUUUCGUGUUUAAUGCAUAACCGCUAGUCUUCCUUUUUUCUGGUAAACACAAAAGAGAAGCCACUAUUUAUUGCAUAAGAAAGAAUAUUUCGACAGACAGAUCAAAACAAAACGAAAACAGGCAGAACUCUGAGCCGCAAAUAUUGCAAAAGCUUAAACCAUGAAGUUUGUGUAACAUUGGAUUUGUACGUUCUUCCAUUUUGUUGUCCUUUUUGAAAGAUCAUUUUUGGUAUAGAUGGAAACGGGGACUACAGGAAUUGGGACAGGGGACUGGCAUGGCAUUAAGCAAGUCUGCAUGCAGAAUCUAACUACAGACAUUGUGGUGAUGUGCUAUGCACAUUCAUAGUUUGACUCCCGAGUUGGAACCUAUCGCAGUUUUCUGCAAGAAAUAUGAUAUAAUAAGAACAUGUGGCUGAAAGGAGGAAAAAAAAAUGUUUCAGAUUUCCAACUGGUCAGUCAGAGUGCACACCAGAAGAAGACCUGGAAACCUGCAAACAAAACACUAACUGCUGCUUCUUUCCAGGUGUAUUGAGUUCAGUUUUAGACAACUGAUAGCAGUUGAUGUUUGGUCACAUGCAGUUUACAGACCCCAUUUACAGAAUGGUUCUUAUUAUUUAUUGUACUUUUUAAUACAGAAAAUAAGUUUUAAUGUGCAACAAUUGGUUACAGUUACAUUCCUUAGGUCAACAAUGACAGAAUGGGGUUUGCUAUUAUGAACAACAAACAAUAUUAAAGCUAGCUUAUCACACAUCCAGUACUAUAUAAUGAUCUUGCAACAUAUUUCCUGUUCAGCAUGUUGCUGCUUCAGUCCUCUGAGAGCCUCCAGGCACACUUACAUUCAAAAGAUUUAUGAGCACAUCUAGUACCAGAUCUGUAAGUCAAUACAUGUUGAAGUGGGGACAUCUCACGAGUUAAACAAAGGCAUGCAUUUGAGCCACUGUGGAUAUUGAUAGUUUGAUCUCAUUAGCACAUUGUACCUUACUGAGACGCACUUGCAGGUCAGGAAGUCGUGGUAAUGAAAUGAUGCCGUGUUGUUGACUUUGGCUUGUUUUUUUAUUUUUUUUAAUCAUAAUGGUGUUUCCUCACGCCCUCUAAUAAACAGACGAGAUGA